Messenger RNA from Manduca sexta (tobacco hornworm), 1256 nucleotides. Its product is annotated as circadian clock-controlled protein daywake. The record is from RefSeq and is a predicted model, not a curated record. Lineage: Eukaryota; Metazoa; Arthropoda; Insecta; Lepidoptera; Sphingidae. Bases 80 to 796 code for a protein of 238 amino acids. The transcript has 5 exons.
GGGACUCGUAUAUUAUAUCAAAGAGAUAUAUGACGAGCGGUGUGUAGUCAGGUUGUGUCAGAGAAAAGUAAUUUUAAAAAUGUUUAGAAUAAUACUGGCCAUUUCUCUUGCGUGUGUUUGCACCACAAACGCCGCUGUGGCUCCAUUCAUCAACAAAUGUGCUGGCGAAGAUUCAAAAUGCCUAAAGGAGUCAACGCAAGCCGCUAUCAAGAUAUUCGCAGCGGGCAUCCCAAGUCUUGGAGUUGAGACUUUGGAUCCUUUAAAAAUAAAGUCAGUGGAUGCCAGUUCACCAAACCUGAAGUUACUGAUAAAGGACAUUACUGGAACCGGAUUAAAGGAUUGCAUUGCUAAGAAAGUACAACGAAACAAAGCUCAGUCAAAGUUGUUCGUAAGACUGUUGUGUACGGUGGAUUUCGAAGGCCAAUACGAUAUGAAGGGCAAACUCCUCGUGGUACCAAUCGAGGGCAUGGGCAAAGCGCACGUCGUUCUAAGGAAAAUAGAAAUAACCGUUGAAGCUGAUCUUGGUGAAGAAGUUGGAGCCGAUGGAGUGAAACACUGGACUAUUAAAGGGUGGAAACACGAAUACGCACUCAAAGACAAAACUACAAUUGAACUUGAAAAUCUAUUCGGCGGAAACGAAGAGCUAGGUCGCGUUGCCAGAGAGUUACUGCAAUCCAGCAGUAAUGAGAUUGUCGUUGAAAUUGGCCCACCGAUAGUCAAACAUGUUGCAUCGAAAAUCAUAGACAAUGUGAACAAAUUUUUCAGUUUCGUACCACAAUCUGAACUUGAGUUGUAAUAUGUUCCUGUUAUACAAUAUUAUCAAUAUACGCAAUAAUUAUAUUUAGAGCUAGCACGCCAUAGUCAAGGUAGUCUUUGAGCAUAAUAAUUAUAGGUACAUUCUAGAAAUCUGUUUCAUUUCGCUUUUACAUUAAUGUCUACCAAGUUACCUAUAAUAUAUAUCCUUAUUGAAAUGGAAUAAAUAAUUAUUAUUUUUAAUGUAAAUUAUUCAUCAUUCUUCAUUAAUAUUUAUCGUCUUCUACAUAUCAUUAUAUUGGGUACCUAUAGUUUCUAAAUACUUAAAAAUAGUAUACAGUUGUUCCUUCAUAGCAUCUGCAUUUUGUUUAUAAUAGAUUAGAAUAUUACCGUAAAUAAAAAUACGUACAAAGGUAUGUCAUAAGUAGUGAUGCUAAGUUAUUAAUACUGUGGUAUUUAUAAUAAUGAUGUCUAUAUUAAAACAAAGGAGACAGAAAAAUUAA